AUGUCGACGCCAAGAUGUACACGUCACACGACCACUUUCACCGAGAAUAUUAUUCGGGUGCCGCUCCCAGACAAAUACAAAUCACCACCCAUUCCACUAUACGACGGAAGGAGCGAUCCGGACGACCACUUGGAGGUGUACACAGGACACAUGGUCCUGCAUGGAUACCCCGAGGAGGUUAUGUGCCGGGCAUUUAGGAAUCACCUUUCCAAUUCCGCGAAGAGAUGGUUCAGAUCCCUGAAGCCAAAUUCCAUCGCCAGCUGGGAUGAUCUGAAGAACGCCUUUUUGACUCAGUUCAUAGGUGUCAAGAAAUACAUCCCGCCAAAACAAAACCUCUCGAGGGUAUACCAGGGACCUAAUGAGUCCCUGAAGGACUGGACAGCCCGGUUCGGGGAACAAGUCACCGCCACUGAGGGGAUCUCCGACGAGGUGGCCUUGAUGGGAGCGCUGUCGAGCAUGAAAAAGGACAUCCCCUAUAGCACAGACCUCGACCGGAGACCGGCCCACACCUACCAAGAGUUCCUGACGAGGGCGCAUGGGUUCAUCAACGCCGAGGAGGCCAAGAAGGCCUUGAAGAGCAAGGCGGCGACCCCUGCCAAGGAAGGGGUGGGACAGACAAGCAGUCAGAACAACGGCAAGAAGUGCCGAGGUCUUCCUCAAGUGCAAGCCGAGCAAAGGUACAACCCGGCUUUGAGUAAUAGGGGCGGCAACACCUCGACGAGCCAGGGGGAAAAUAAGCGGCUAAAGCCGCAGAGAUAUGACGCCUAUAUGCCCUUAAUUAUGGGAAUCGAAGACGUCUACCACGAGAUUAGCCACCUCCAGGUCCUGCGUCGACCACCGCUGCUAAAGUCCGACCCAACACGGAGGAAUCAAAACAAGUACUGUCAGUUUCACGGUGAUAGUGGGCACACCACAGCUGAAUGCUACAACCUGAAGGACGAGGUCGAGAGGUUGAUCCGGGAGGGGAGGCUCAGUGAGUACCGGGCCGACCGACGAAACAACAAUAGGCGCAAUAACGACCGACGGGAAGACCCGAGACAUGACAACCCAGCCGAACCGGUCGGCGUCAUCAGAACGAUCUUUGGAGGACCUUACCUCGGAGGCUCAUCCCGACGUGCACAGAAGGAGUACGCGCGGGAGGCAAAAGAAAAGUUCAGCUAG
Molecule: messenger RNA, 1161 nt
Organism: Morus notabilis
Lineage: Eukaryota; Viridiplantae; Streptophyta; Magnoliopsida; Rosales; Moraceae
Exons: 1
Coding region: 1-1161 (386 amino acids)
Source: RefSeq, a predicted model, not a curated record